UCACUCUGCUUGUUUUCCCCGUUGCAGAUUUGCUCGGUCUAGCUAGCCAGAGAGGUGGGGGGAGGAGAGAGCCUUUUCCGUCGGCCGACAAUCCAGGAAGGAAGAGGAGAGGACAACGAGGACGGAAAUAACAUGCGCGGGGAGGAGGAGGGGGUGUCCAAAAAGGAAACUCUACCCCUUUAAGAGCAAGUGGGACAUAGCGGUGCGAGAAAAAGGAGAGGAGGGGGAGAAGAAAGAGGAAUUAAAAAAGAAAAGGAAGAAAGAGACAGGGAGGGCGGAGGGAGAGCGGGCGAUAAAAAAAGAAAGAUGACAUCCUCGCAGCUGAACGGCCGAGGUGGAGCGGUAGGCUGCGGCCCGGCGAGAGCGCCGCUCGCCGGGGUCAGGGCUUGAAUCCAGCAGCGAGGCUUCGACAGACACCCGACCGGCCUACCGCGGCUUCGGAAAUCGGAAAAAAAUAGACUCAUAAAUCAGAAAAAAAAGCAAAGCAUGACCUGCUGUUUUGACAGAUAUUACAACUCAUAUUCGUCCUCUUGCGUGAAAAACAGCAUUUAUUUCACUGUUUUGUGCGCGGCGCUAAAGAGUAAAACUGCAACGGCUCGGUUAUCAGUAUUAUUACUAUUUUUGGUUGUUUUAAGGCAACUCCUGUGGGCUGAUUUCUGCGUGUUUAUCGAGGUUUGGGGUCAUUUUUGUGUUUGUUAACUAUUAAAGUUUAAAACAGGAGGCAAGCAGGCCGUUACUGGACUGGGCCUGCUCCACCUCUGCAGCCUGCGUUAGUCCCAACAGCUGCGUGCGUCUCAACCCACAGCUCUACCUCAAUGAGAAAACCAGAUUUCAGCACACGGCUUUGGCUUUGUUCGCGCUUUACGACAGAACCGGGGAGCCCAUCGCUCCCGCUGCGGGCCGGGCCUCCGUCCGCGUCCCGAUCGCCACCGGAGGGGCCGAUCCGAGCCAUGCAAAGGCGGCUCCCCACGACCUCAACCUCAACCAAGAGCUGACUUCAUAAUCUCCACCGCUGUCUGGCGCAAAAUGGAUACCGCUUGGAGCAAUUUUCUCUUCCAGAGUACUCCCACCCAAAACCAAGUGGAGGGGAGCCUCCAAUCAGAGCUCAUGCAAGUGCAUACGAGUUCUCCCCAGACCCCACCCACAGAGCACAUAGCGCAGCCUCCUUCCACUGUGGACACCACGGCUCUGAGUGAGGAACCCCUGCCUGAGCCGGUGAAGCCAGCGCCUCGGCCGGCUCGCGUGCAACACAUCUGUGCCAUCUGCAACAAGCAGUUCAAGAACAACUACAACCUGCGGCGGCACCAGUCGGUCCACACUGGGGUACGCAUGAAGGACAGGGCCAGAGUGCAGGCGGAGGGAGCAAAGGAGGGAGCCGCCGGCCAGGUGGUGGCGGCGGCAGCGGCCCCGCCGGCCAUGGCGGUGGGGGCCGGAGGGAGGGCGGAGAGGCCCACUGUUCCCCUCUCCCUGCUGCACCUCUCCGUGCCUCCCCCUCUCGCCCCUCCCGGCGUGCUGGCGGGCGUCCAGCAGCCUCCCCUGGGCGGUCAGGAUGGCGAAGGGGUUGCCAUGCCAAACGUCAUGGCUACUGUUAACCCUCAUGCUCCGCCUCCUGCUGCUGUCGUCAUGGCCACAGGGGCGACAGUACAGCGGCCCGCCAAUCCCAACCCCAACCCCGUGAAGAAGAACCACGCCUGCGAGACGUGCGGGAAGGCCUUCCGGGACGUCUAUCACCUCAACCGGCACCGGCUGUCCCACUCGGACGAGAAGCCCUUCUCCUGCCCCAUCUGCCAGCAGCGCUUCAAGAGGAAGGACCGCAUGAGCCACCAUGUGCGCUCCCACCAGGGCGGCGUGGAGAAACCCUACAUCUGCCCUCACUGCGGCAAGGCUUUCUCCAGGCCUGACCAUCUCAACAGUCACGUCAGGCAGGUGCACUCCUCAGAAAGACCCUUCAAGUGUCCGACCUGUGAGUCGUGUUUUGCCACCAAGGAUCGCCUGCGAGCCCACAUGAUCCGCCACGAGGAGAAAGUGCCGUGCCACAUCUGCGGGAAGCUCCUGUCCGCCGCGUACAUCACCGAUCACAUGAGGGUGCACAACCAGUCGCAGCACCACGUCUGCCACCUCUGUAACCGCAGCUUCACCACGCUGACGUAUCUCCGCGUCCACGCCCAGAAGCACCACGGCCAGGAGUGGAAGGAGAGCCCCGGCGGCUUCGGCGGCACGGCUUCGGGCGGCGUCCUCGUCUGCCACCUGUGCGGCGUCCAGUGUAAGACACCUACCCAGCUCCAGGGCCACAUGGGAACCCACAGCACCAGCCAGGCCGCACCGACCCCCGUCACCUCCAACCUGGCCGCCAGCAGCUCCGUCUCCCUUAGCAACAUGGUGACGGCGGCGCCCACCGUGUACGUCACCGGGAACACGGUGGUGGACCUGCUCGUCACGGACUGCUCUAGCAUCGCCGCGCCGCAGUCCCACAGUUAGCAGGAUUGGUCUGAAGCGAGUCCCAGGACGGUUACUUGUUGAUUCUGAUCCGGUUUAAUGUUUUAUUUUCCGUUUUUAUUCAAAUAGGUAUGUCUGCAGAAGAAGUUGGCGUUUCCAAAGAAUGACGUUUCACAAGAGCCACACCUGAUUAGACAAGCAAAAAAUAAGGACCACGCCUGAUUGGAUGAACAAAAUCAAGCCAAAAAUGAUUGGUCACGCAUGUCAAAGUAGCCGUUUUUCAAGAACCAAGACGAAAUUAACGCCCGUCAUUCGACAUUUUUAUUAAAAUCGUUAGCUAACUUGUCCCGUAUCGGAUUGUCAUUUAUUUAGUCAGUUUCACGACCUUGCUGUUGUAACCGAGGUAGAAGACUUAUUAAGCACUUACAUGGUGAUGGUGUUAGCCGGUCGGACAUUAGCGGCGUCUCCAUAACUUCUCCUCCAGCCUUCUUUUACCUGUGAACCUCCGGUUACAUUUCAAAAUAAAAGCAUCAACAUAAAUCACGUUUUAAUAACAAAACGACUUUGAUUUUUUUUAAAGAGAUAUCAGUUAGGAGGGCUAAAUGUUGACUAAAUGCAAAAUUUGCCUUUACAUUAAAAAUCUAAAUAGUUUUUGUUACUGAAAUAAUGUGAAACUGACAUAAGUAGCUAAAAACAAAUAAAUAAAAAUAAAAUUAUCAUUCAAAAAAUAAUGUUACUUAAACUGGCCUUGAGACCUUCUUCACCUUCUUAUCUUCUUGUUCAACUUUUAAAGCAGUCACCACAGAUGAAUUAUUUCAGCAUGGAUCUGAAAGACUUCUGUUACUGGACCAAGCCAAUCAGUGUUUGCUCUGUAGAAACACCUAUUUCUUUAGAAACGCCUGCUUUGAGUCUGCAGAGAAUCCCCCCUCUCUUUUUAUUAGCACUUAAGGGUUAGAGGUGAAAUCUUUGAGAGAAAAAACAUCUAAAAAGUUUUGCUGCAGAGCUGGAGCAUCAAAGAAGACAUCUUGGAUGCAGCUGCAGCACGUUCACCGACACUAAUGACAAACAUGGAUUUGCUGUCCAAAUAUUUCUGAAUGAAGACUCUAAUGAAAGCGUGGUUCUCCCUCUCCACCCUUAAACCCCCUUCUUUUUUUGGCAUUGGCUGCUGUCUACUGUACCAAGUACUGUAAAUCUCACACCAGCUCUGAUCUUACCUCCAUGUUAGCAACUACCGAGAAUACUGAAAAUCCAAAACGGUUUGUGUCGAGACGUUUCGGUGGGGAGGAAACAAGAGAAACGUUAGAAAGGAAGUUGUGCGUUUGCGUGUGUGUAAGUUUGAGCUCCUCUCGCAUGUUUGUAGUUUUAUUUCACAAGAUGGAGAUGAAAAUUAGGUUUUAACGUUAGCUAAAUGUCUUUUGUGGAGGUUAUCAGGAAAGAAGAUUCAUCUGCAGGGGAUGAGUCUUCUGUUUCCUAAAGGUACAGAAAUAAUAAAAAAAAUAUAUAGUUGUUAUUCAGGAGCAUCAAGCACCUUAAAGCUGUCGGACUCGGUAAGGACGGAGGUUUGAGUUUUCUCGGAUUGUUUUGCUCUGAGUCUUCCUCUCUGGGUCUGGCCUUCACAGGAAAAAAAAACAAACUGCUAAUCAGCACUACGGCUUCUGAACUACCUUUU
Molecule: messenger RNA, 4105 nt
Organism: Xiphophorus hellerii (green swordtail)
Lineage: Eukaryota; Metazoa; Chordata; Actinopteri; Cyprinodontiformes; Poeciliidae
Gene: mazb
Product: MYC-associated zinc finger protein b (purine-binding transcription factor)
Exons: 7
Coding region: 1027-2478 (483 amino acids)
Biological process (GO): regulation of gene expression
Cellular component (GO): nucleus
Source: RefSeq, a predicted model, not a curated record